Amblyraja radiata (thorny skate) is the source of this 2007-nucleotide messenger RNA. It is a transcript of the gene gmnc, whose product is annotated as geminin coiled-coil domain containing. Gene Ontology annotation, cellular component: nucleus. Lineage: Eukaryota; Metazoa; Chordata; Chondrichthyes; Rajiformes; Rajidae. The transcript has 5 exons. The coding region runs from base 26 to 1096 and encodes 356 amino acids. The record is from RefSeq and is a predicted model, not a curated record. Gene Ontology annotation, biological process: negative regulation of cell cycle; negative regulation of DNA replication.
GGGAGAUAGAGUGAGUGAGGAAAGAAUGAGAGGCGAUCGCAAGCCAGCUCUGGGAAUGGCGAGAUUCCAACCCGCGAAAAUACUUCGCAGUCUUUGUACAACUUCGCUCAUUAUCUGUCAUGUUGUGUGUGUGUGUAGCACUCUCCUCUCCAGCCAGGACCAGUUCUUUAUCGGGGACCAGAACUAUGGGCGCUCUCCCGAGCUCCCGAGCUCAGCCAGUGUUGACGUUUCCAUGGAGACGUGGUACUCCCAGUGGCCGGGCGGUAUCCUGGACAACAGCGCUCUGGCAGCGCGGCCGCAAGAAUAUCUCCCUAUCCUCGACACCACAGCUCAGGAUGAUCUCAGGUGGACCGCACACUUAUCAUCUCAGCUCCACCAAAACAAGCAGCUCCAGGAGAGUCUGGAACAGAAGGAGGAAGAACUUGCCCGCCUCCAUGAGGAGAACAACAAGUUAAGGGAAUGUCUGAGCUCCAGCUAUAUCAAAUCUCUGAAGGACAAAGCAAGGAAACUGUUGACGCAAAAUGGACAGAAGGAAAGAGGGAUCUUUAAAGUUAAGAAGCGACUAUUCGACGGGCAGGAGGAUGGUGACAUUUACUCCACAGCCCCCAACAACAUUCCCAAGAGAUUUAGGAGAAAUCUGGGGUGCAGCAACGAGAGCGGCCCCUACACUGCCCGGGAGGAACACUGCGCCCCGUGCCUUGAUACCUGGGUUCUGAAGACUUUGGGGUUAAAAGAUGCCAACACCAUUGAUGACAGUUGUUCAGCUAACUACAGUGCCAUUAAAAUCGAGACCAGCCCCAGUUACAAUGGGGAACCCGACUACAGCUCGGACCGCCCAGCUCCACACCAUGAUCUCAUCGCCCCUUCUAUGGAUUUCCACGCCAACCACUGCCUGCCGGAGUGCCCCUCUUCACCCUUCCUGCUCCCGCCUCCGCCCGUCCCCUUCCACCCAGCCAAAGCCUGCGUGGCCUUCUCGACCUCCCUCAGCCCCCAUCGCAACGUGAAGACGCACACCUUCUGCCAAGGCCAGGCCUUUGUGCAGCGGGACGGGGGUGGAGGCUGGAGGUUCACCUGGGUCCCCAGCCAGACCGACUGAAUGGUCACCCCCAACCCCCCCCCCCCCCACCCUAUUGCCACAAAUCAUCUCUGUUUACACGCAAGAUGCCAUCAGCUCUGAACUCGAAAGACCAGCCAGGCUCGACAGAAUAGCAUGAAGAACUGGAAUUGUAGCUUCCUAUCAACCUAUGAAGUAUCCAUUUCAAUAUUAAGAUAGUGUUAUACGAUUCUCUGAGUUAGUCGGAGAGAACUCAAGACCCUCAAGACAUUGGGGAUGCAACCAAGCAGAGGUGUAGAACAUUGAGCGUUUCUGCUCAUGGUCCUAAUUUGCCCAAUUAGCGGAUCCACAGAAGGGAGAGGGACCUUGCCUUCUGGCGGCGCCUUGUGACUGCAGGAGGAAUAAUUAAUAAUGGUGGCUUCUCAUGUCCAUGGGCAUCCGAUGGGGCAGGUGUGACAUCCCUCGGCUUUCUGAGCAUGCGACGUGAGCGGAUUACCUGAUGGACUUAGCGAGAUGGAGCGGUGCAGACUUGUGUCCUGUCCUUGCAGCCUCCUGGAGACCUUCCUCCUGAAGAAAGCGGUCAACGAACAUGUAGGCAAAAAAGAAACACGAGGUCACGGUGAUUACAAUCGUGCUUCCAGUCCCACACUUGUACUCUGCAGACAAUACAACUGGGUUUUUUCCUCCUCACAACUACCUCGAGGCUCUGAUGAUGAUGACCCAGAUGUUUUACUUUGCAACGUACAGCCACGUGUGACUGGUGGGAAUGUAUUUUGAUGGCUUGGUUUGAACACAGUAGUUGGUGCUGCCAUCUCAGUGACCCUGGGCUGAUCCUGGCCUCGGGCACUGAAGGUGUGGAGUUUAUAUACUCUCACAGUGACUGUGUUGGUUUCCUCUGGGUGUUCCGGUUUCCUCCCAAAUCCCAAAGAUGUGCGGGGGGUUGCAGCUGUAAA